AAAACUGUCUCGUGGCGGACGCCCGCACCGACGACGACCCCGACGGGCACCUGCGUGUACUCCGCCAUCCCGCCUUGGUAAAGUCAUCGCCCGCGACGCGCUGGCCGGGAAGCGACGCGACCCAUUUGUUCGGCGUCGGCACGGCACCCUUUGGGCACAGGCCACAGCGCACACUGCACACUGCGGUUACGACCAGGCGGACGCGCAAAAGGCAAAGUCCAACGCUCGUCGGCGGACAGUGCGGCGCGCCUCCGAUCCACCACCAACCAUGUACCCGAAGGCAGACGAGGGUGCGCAGCCGCUGGCCACGGGCAUCCCCAUCAGCGGCGGGCGGGGCGGCUACUACCAGGCGGGCGGCGCGACGGCGGCGUUCGCGGUGCAGGCGCAGGCGGCGCCCGUCGCCGCCUGGUCCACGGGGCUCUGCGACUGCUUCGACGACUGCAGCAACUGCUGCGUGACGUGCCUGUGCCCGUGCAUCACGUUCGGGCAGAUCGCGGAGAUCAUCGACCGGGGCUCCACGUCGUGCGGCACCAGCGGCGCGCUGUACACGCUCGUCAUGCUGCUCACCGGCUGCCAGUGCGUCUACUCCUGCUUCUACCGCGCCAAGAUGCGCGCGCAGUACGGCCUCCGGGAGAGCCCCUGCGCCGACUGCUGCGUCCACUGCUGCUGCGAGUGCUGCGCGCUCUGCCAGGAGUUCCGCGAGCUCAAGAAGCGGGGGUUCGACAUGAACAUAGGGUGGCAUGCGAACAUGGAGAGGCAGGGGCGCACCGCCGCCACCAUGCCGCCGCUGAUGCACCCUGGGAUGACCCGCUGAAUGCUGCCGCGCGCUCCCCUCGCUCGCCCCAAUUUGUUGCAUGAGGGAACCCGAUUCGUAUGUAUCGGUCCGCGCCCAUCCUCUGCGCUGCGCGCGUACCAAACGAACCUUGUCGUUUACGUUUUGUAUAUUUCCUUUUAGGCUUGGACAGAGAGGUGGUUUUUGGUACAAUAUCAUUUUGUCUUCCCAAUCAGUUCCACCACCAAUAGGGUUAUACAAAGGAUAAGCUAAAGGAUCAUAGCCAUCAUGAUAAGCCCUAAUAUAAUGCGGGCGGUCCUCGUGACCAUAUAUUAUUAUGCUCCUGUCAAAUCUAUGCUGGGGAUCAUUGCACGCCCAUGUAACUACCCCGUCCUGGUAUCUACUCUGAGUUUGUAUUAAGGAAAAAAAAAGAGACUAUCAUGUCACCAUAUAUAAACGAAAAUUCUCUGCAGUUUGUUAGCUACCUCUUCAAUCUAUGGCUUCAGGGGUGCUGAUGCAAGCUGCUUUCACUUCGUAGAGUUGCUUUGCUUGCACCCCUACGAACAACGUGUAUCCAUGAUCUCUCUAUGACCUUGUUUAGUUUCAAAAUAUUUUAGAAAA
Molecule: messenger RNA, 1393 nt
Organism: Sorghum bicolor (sorghum)
Lineage: Eukaryota; Viridiplantae; Streptophyta; Magnoliopsida; Poales; Poaceae
Product: cell number regulator 2
Exons: 3
Coding region: 269-814 (181 amino acids)
Source: RefSeq, a predicted model, not a curated record